GUAAGCAGCAACGAUUUCUGUCCUCUGCUCAGGAAUACACAGAUAUUAAUAUUAUCUCGGGGCAAGACUGACUGAUUGGCUGAUUGAAUAACUGACCAUCAAGAUGGGAGAUUGGGGGUUCUUAUCAUCCUUGCUGAACAAGGUCCAGGCCCACUCUACAGUCAUCGGAAAGAUCUGGAUGAGUGUCCUGUUCUUGUUCCGGAUCAUGGUUUUGGGGGCUGGCGCCGAAAGCGUCUGGGGCGACGAGCAGUCGGGCUUCAUAUGUAACACCCAGCAACCUGGUUGCGAGAACGUCUGCUAUGACUGGACCUUCCCCAUCUCGCACAUCCGCUUCUGGGUGUUGCAGAUCAUCUUUGUCGCCACGCCAACCCUGGUGUACCUGGGCCACGCCAUGCACGUCAUCCACGAAGAAAACAAGCUCAGAGAGCAGCUGACUAAACCCAGCUGCAACCAACUCAAACAUCCCAAGUACACCAAUGAUAGGGGCAAGGUAAUAAUCAAGGGGAACCUACUGGGGAGCUACAUGACCCAGCUAGUCGCCAAGAUCAUCAUUGAGGCUGCCUUCAUCAUGGGUCAGUACUACCUCUACGGUUUCAUCAUGGUCCCCAUGUUCCCUUGCUCCAAGAAGCCCUGUCCCUUCACCGUGGAGUGCUACAUGUCUCGUCCCACAGAGAAGACCAUCUUCAUCAUCUUCAUGCUGGUGGUGGCCUGUGUCUCCUUGCUCCUCAAUGUCAUUGAGGUCGUCUACUUGCUCUACAAACGAGUCAGAUGUGGGUCCCGCCAGCGUACUCACAAAAUCACCUCAGCGCUGAACCCCGCCAGCCUGUCUGCUCCCUUGUGGCCCAGUACAGACGACGCACUGCUUCAAAACAAGAUUAACUUGGAGAUGGAAAGCAACCAGAGUCUUGGAGGAAGCCUGGAGGGCGCAAAGGAGGGGAGAAAGCUGCUGGGUGGCCAUUAGAAAUCAUUGUUGUGACAUUGAUAAAGCAAAAUAAAAAAACAUUUUAAAUCCCGUUUUGAAGUUUUUCUCAUGGCCAUUUGCUGACUCAGGUCUAAAUCUCUAUGUGCCAGUCACCUGUGCAAUGUCAAAAUGCUGAGAAAAGUGUUUUACAAGUGAUGUUUUUUUUUUUUUGUAUAGAUGUUUGAAUUUGGAAAUUUAUUUUAAGGCCUUUCCAUUUGAAAUUGAACUCUGUUGUUAAUUUAGCAGUGUAAAAUAGGUAUACUAUUUAUUUUCCUAUGUAUAUUAACACGCAUUUGUAAAUUCAUGUAAGACAUCUUGCAGUGGCAGGAUAAAGAGCAAAAUAUUUCUCUUUGCUUAUACUGUACAUGUUUUGCUUCACAGUAAAAAAAAGAAAGAAAAAAAGUUGAGUUUCUCAGUUAUUGCUAAUGACCAUUUAUUAUGUUAUAACAAUACUGAUCACUUUUAUAGGCUUUGGGGAGAAGAACUGUUUGUUUCGUGAUGAAUGAUGAAAAUAAAUGUUGUUUCCUUUGUUUGCUUUUACAUAUGCUGUUUUGAAAGAAUAAAUAAAGUCUAUG
Lampris incognitus (smalleye Pacific opah) is the source of this 1536-nucleotide messenger RNA. RefSeq names its product gap junction protein alpha 13.1 (gene gja13.1). The transcript has 2 exons. Gene Ontology annotation, cellular component: connexin complex. The record is from RefSeq and is a predicted model, not a curated record. Lineage: Eukaryota; Metazoa; Chordata; Actinopteri; Lampriformes; Lampridae. Gene Ontology annotation, biological process: cell communication. The coding region runs from base 104 to 961 and encodes 285 amino acids.